Messenger RNA from Hydatigera taeniaeformis, 711 nucleotides. The record is from the annotation of a GenBank genome assembly. Lineage: Eukaryota; Metazoa; Platyhelminthes; Cestoda; Cyclophyllidea; Taeniidae.
AUUGCCUAUGGGAUCUUCCUGCUCGUCGAAGUUUUCUCUUCAUCCAACUCGUCUAUUUCUUUCCCAAGACCUCUUUUAGCGGAAAAUCCGGACAUUGUUAUUGGCACGCCAUUGAAAAUAUCCGAACAACUACUUAGAAAACAUCUCUUCCUCGAUGCUCUUGAGCACCUUGUUGUUGAUGAAGCCGACUUGAUCUUCGUUUUCGGAUAUGAGAAACAGAUGCAGGCGAUUCAGCCUUUCCUUCCAAAGAAGUCACUACAGAUUAUCCUGAUGUCCGCCACACUGGACGAGACGACUACUUCUUUGCGCACUUUCUUCAAACUUAAUGAGUGGAUUCGAAUCGAGUUACCUGACGAGAAUAUUCUUCCUUCUGAAUCUCAGCUCUCACAGUACAUAAUUAGUGCUGACGAGGCCUCAAAGUACGCCAUCCUUAUAUCCAUGAUUCAGCUUAAGCUGAUUCGUGGCAGGACAAUUAUUUUUACGAACUCCAUAGAUCGAUGCUAUAAACUUAAACUUUUUCUUGAGGAGUUUGGUGUCAAGUCAGUGGUACUCAAUUCUGAAUUACCUGUGGCAUCGAGAUGUCAUACCGUUCACCAAUUUAACAGAGGACUCUAUGACUACCUUUUGGCGACCGAUGAAAGUGACAGUGGUGGAGUCACGAAACCACUUAAAAGGAAUAAGUUGUGUGUGGCAGUCCUCAUUUUUAUUUAA